CACACCCUUCUGUCUCGUCUUAAGAUCAGUACUAUCGAGUGUACCGGCAUCUCCCUAAGUCUCCCUGGGCUUGGUUCGCGGUGCGAGGCGGCGAGGACCCCGCACACGCUCUGGCCCUGGAAGGGGCUGGAAGGAGAGGAUGCCUUCGGAGGCACGGAACCCCAAAAUAUGAAUCAACUCAUGAACGGCUUCGAAGUCCAACUUCAUUCAGAAAGAGGUUCAAUGCAGGUAUUCAAACAGGCCGCUGGUCCUGUUCAGAUCAGAGGUCCUCCUGUGAGAGCAGACAGAAGAAAUAUGACUUCUUCACCACUUCUGGAUGCCAGCUCGAUGGAGAACCCAGCCCUGUUUAAUGAUAUCAAGAUUGAGCCUCCGGAAGAACUACUGGCUAGUGAUUUCAACCUGCCCCAGGUGGAACCGGUCGAUCUUUCCUUUCACAAACCGAAGGCUCCUCUCCAGCCUGCUAGCAUGCUGCAAGCUCCAAUACGGCCUCCCAAGCCGCCGGCUGCAGCCCAAGCUGCCGUGGCAUCUACUUCAUCUGACACGGGCACUUCGGCCACCAUCCCUACCGUUCUCACUCCAGGCUCUAUCCUGGCCUCCUCUCAGGGCACUGGGGGCCCGCCGAUUUUACAUGUGAUUCACACUAUCCCCUCAGUCAGUUUGCCAAACAAGAUGGGGGGACUAAAGACAAUCCCACUGGUGGUUCAGUCUUUGCCUAUGGUCUAUACCAGUUUGCCUGCAGAUGGGAGUCCUGCAGCUAUUACUGUCCCACUCAUUGGAGGAGAUGGGAAAAAUGCUGGAUCAGUCAAAGUUGACCCCACCUCCAUGUCUCCACUGGAGUUUCCAAGUGAUAGUGAGGAGAGUGCACUUGAGAGUGGAUCCUCAGCCUUACAGAGCCUGCAGGGAUUUCAACAAGAUCCAGCAACAGUGGCCCAAGUGCAGGGAGAAGACUCUCUCGACUUAAAGAGAAGACGGAUUCACCAGUGUGACUUUGCAGGAUGUAGCAAAGUGUACACCAAAAGCUCUCACCUGAAAGCUCACCGCAGAAUCCAUACAGGAGAGAAGCCUUACAAAUGCACCUGGGAUGGCUGCUCCUGGAAAUUUGCUCGCUCGGAUGAGCUUACCCGCCAUUUCCGUAAGCACACAGGCAUCAAGCCCUUCCGGUGCACAGACUGCAACCGCAGUUUUUCUCGAUCUGACCACUUGUCCCUACACCGCCGGCGUCAUGACACCAUGUGAAUAUCCCAGGCCACAGCCGAUGUGCUGCACUGGUCUCCUGAGUGUGUGUGCUGAGGUCGAAACCCUGUUUGCCUCUUUGACUACAACUUGCCCCUGUGAUAGGGGGUUAGAACAGCCUACUGAGCCAGGUUGUUGAGACUGGAGAAAAAGUUAGCUAGUCUCCCAUGUGGCUCUUCAUAUUCCGCUUUCACCUCUUCACUGUCCAGACUUCAGUUUUCUCAACCUCUUCCUGGGUUGAAUUCUAGUGUGGCGCCCAUGGUUGCCCUCCCUAAUCCCUCAUGCUAUGUUACAGACAUUUUUCCUACAAUAACAAACAAAACAGGAAUCAAACUCAAGGCUGUGAACAAACGUCCGCUGCUCCUGCUGCCACUUUUCUCUUGUUUUUUUUAAAACUUUUAUCCAUAUAUAAAUAUGGAUGGAUACAGUAUAUAUAUAUUGUAAGCAGUACUGAAAGUCACUUAGCAAUGUCCUAAAAUGAGGGUUUUUUUUUCAAAGUCAUAGGUACAAGGGGCAUAACAGUGGAGUUGAUUGGUCAGAUUUACAGAGAAUUGAGUCUGAAAUACAGAGUCUCAUUCUAACUGUGAAGGUUUUGUAGAUCCAGUUUUACUUGUUCUUACCAGUUUGGUUUACAGACAGUACCAGCCCUCCUUUUUGAAGUCCAUCAAAGAAAUGAAGGGAUUUUUCUCGACCUCCUCUUCCUCCUCAUGCUCCUUUAUAAUUAAAGGUUUUAUGGCACAAUUACAUUCUUUUUCGGUUAAGUUUGGACAAAUAUUCAAAGCACAGAAAGACACAUCAGUAGGGAGAAGUAUUCUAGGAAAUAUAUCAGGCAGGGACAGGAAAAAGCAGACCUUGGAGGACCCUGUAAGCGAUUAUUUGGCUAAGGUAUUAGGAUUGCUGUGAAUCGCAAACCUCAUUCAAAGGGCACUUUCGAUGGGCUACGCUGUGCUGUUUGUUCUUUUGUUUACAUAAAGCAACCAUUCAGCGUAUUACCUGAGAGAGAUUGCACACUGAGCAUGUUAUACAGAGGUGACGGGUAGCACUAAAGGAAUUUUGUUUACUUCAUGCCAUUUUGUUGGCACUCAUUCUUCUGUUUUUAAUGAGAUAGAAAAGAUUUUUUUUUCUGACACUGACAUAUAAAAAUCAUUUUUAAUGUUUUACAACUGCUGUCAAUACCGAAGCCAUUUAUUUUAGAUGUAACAGCAGGAUGCAUUACAUUUGGUUGCCCAAUCAGACUGUUCCUAAUAUUCUCUGGGGCAUAAAACACUCUGUUCCUGGCCCUGGACCUCAGAUCUACCUCCAUGUGGCAUAUUUCCUCUCCUGGGAAAAAAGGAGAGGGGCUUUGUAUCAUUAGGAUUGGACGCAGCCUCUUGCCUAAAGGUUGUUUUCAUACUAAACCUUUUUUCCUUGGCAGAUAUUCAAAGCUCUAGCUUGAAUACUUCAGGUUACUACCUCCCAUGGCUGUCCUUUCUAGCUAAACCCUAGAACUCUACCAUCGAGAAGGGGUCCUGUCUACUUCUACCCAUCCCUCCCAUCUCACAGAUGAGGCAAAUACGGGUUCGAUUCUUUCUCCAGAUAUUUCCUUUGAGGCCUUAGAGAUUUAUGUACUCCUUCUCCCAGGGAUCACACUAGGAAACCAAAUUAAAUAAAAAAAUUAUGUGAUUGGUUGCAAUAUUUGUCCAAUUUUAUAUGUUCUACUUCGGAAAACUUUAAGUCACUCAAAAUUCAUAUAUAGUUGAUGAGUAGAAUGUGCUUAUGGUCAUUGCCAGUUAACAUCACGCACACCGUGUUUCUAUUCUCAUAGUUUGAUAUUUUCAGGCCCUUUUAAGAAAAUUUACCUUGUUUCAAGUUUCAGUGUCUUUCCAGACCAUAAAUUCUCCAUCAGUGAAGGCCUACUUGUACUUUUCCAGAUGACGUGUAGGUUUUGCUAUUAUCAUUAUCUUUGUACAGGAUUUUUCCUGACUUAGGGUAUACAAGUUCCAAGCUGUAUACUAAUUACUAAAGCACUAAUAAAUAUCUAGGGCAAGUCUAUUCAUGGGGACCACAUUGUAUGACAGAUUGAUAAAUGUAUAUACUACCAUGCAUGGGCUUAAGCUUAUAAUUGAGUAGUUGGUACAAUAUUAUAGAAGAGUCCAAAGGGUUACCCACUUUUUUUCCACUUUGGAUCCUAAGAUUUGCUUUCCAGAUCUCAGAAUUGUCAUGUGUCCCUUAGACUUCAGGAUAUUGAGACAUAUGGUUACAAUAUUUACAUUGAGACAUCUAUUUAUAAAUGAGCAUUAUCAAAUUAUAGUACUCAGAAGGGUGAUCAAAUUAGGAUCCUAGAUAUCGAUGCCCCUGGCAUCUCUGAGCCUUUCUUCAAAUCUGUUUCUGCAGAGUGAUAAUAGACUGUGCAAAUGCUUGUUCAUUGUCUUUAGUCCAGAAACAAUUCUAACCCUAUUCUCGUUGCCCCCUUUUCCAAAAAUGGUAAAAUCUUCCCAAUUACAAACAUAUUCUUUAAAAAUGUGUCAUGAUGAAGAAAAUUACACAGAGUAAAUUGAUUCAAACACAAUGCAGUGUAGAAUUACCUCUAGAUGGUGGGUACAAAGGAAAUGAAAUGCAUCUCUUGGGUAACAUCUGAGCUUUAACUAAGUUGAAUGGGCCUACAACAGCAAAACACUGUCAAUAUGACAUUUGCCUAGGACAUGGAAAUCUCAUAGGGAUGGAUAAUAUUCAGGAAUUUAUUACAGUGGAAUUCUUCCUUCUGUAGACAUCUGGAAGCUGAACACAACUAUCGAUAUUUGCCAAUGUGAAAUAUAGGAAAUGUAAAUUGGUUUGAUGGAUUAGUGGAGUUCCUUAUGUUCAGAACACAAAUGUUUGUAAAAAGAAUUUCUUCUUAAAUAAGCUUUCCAUGUUGGAACUCUUACAGGUUUUCAGAAAAAAAAUGUGAAGGUAGAACAGAGUUCCUGUUUACUCCACAUCUUACAUUAGUAUGGUACACUUGUUAGAAUUAGUGAAACAAUAUUGAUGCAUUAAUGUGAACUCCAGUCGGUACUUUAUUCUGACUGUCAUCUUUCUGUUUUGAUAUCUCAUCUAAGUACUACUUUGAUUUAGGAGUCCCAGUUCCUUUGGUUGUGACAGUUUCUUGGACUUCCUUACUCUCAAGGACCUUGGGAAGAUGUUCUUCAGUUGGGAUUUAUUUGCUAUUUUUCUCAUGAAAAGACUAGGUUAAUGGAUUUGGGCCUGAAGAACCACACAAAUGAGUUACUAUUUUCAUAACAUCAUAUUUCUGUGACUUAAUCAUUCUUCAUGGUAUCUUCAGUCACAUGGCUGGGAUAACAUAUAUGAAAUUUCUCCCAUGUACCCCAUUUCCUAUCAUCAUACUAUACUCUGGAAGGAAGCACAGCAGCCCACACAUGGAUUUGGUGAGUUAUGUACCAUGUCCUUGAGAGCAAGUGUCUACAUAAAUUCUUUGGAAUUCUUCUGCAUAGGAGCUUUGCCUCCCCCCCCCUCCAUUUAUUUAUUUACAUAGUUGUUUAUUUAUGCCAACAUAGACUCAUUGAUAUUUAUUUUAUAGUUUAUUUUGUAAUCCAAUACUACUUUUAUUUUGUUGCCCAAAUUGUAGCUUUGACUGUUAGGAGCUCUUUUGAAUUGAUUCCUACGUCUUUUUUAUCUACCCCAUCAUUUUUUUUUUCAGCAUGUGCUUAAUUUUUAGUGUCUCAAGAUGCUCCAGGUUCAUCUUGUUUUUGUUUUGUGGCGGGCACUCUCAUAAUCAGACAUUUCUUCAAUGAGUUCUAAUUCCUUUUACUGAAGAAUUGUAUCAGAAACCAGAUCUGUGCACUAUGUAGGUUUGCUACUUUGGGGAUAUUAUUUCUUCAAGGCCUUCUCAACCAAUACAACAAAGAAAUAUAUGCAUAUAUAUUAAGUUAUAUAUGUAUAUGCAUAUGUCUAUAAACAUUUCCAUAUAUAAUCAUCUUUAUUAUCUAUAUAUGAGUUCAUAUCUUUGUUGUCAAUCCUUAGUCAUCUUCAUAACCUUCCAUGCUAACAGUGACAACCAUUGCUCCCCCUUCUAGCAUUUAUUAAUUGUUGAAAUCCAGUUUAUAUACAUAUUAACAGUGUCUUAAGUGUUAUCCCGUAUACCCAUGAGAAAAAUCCAUCAACUAGAAUCUGGUGCUUGUGUACAUGAUAGUAACAUUUUUAGAACUUCAACAACUCUUUGAAACAGAGUGAUCUACAAGAUUCUUGAGUUAGAGAUAUCUGUAUUCUCAAUUCUACCCUAGCCCCUAAAUGCUUCCUCAUAUAUGAAGCAAACCAUUUGGUGAUUGACCUAACCUUGAAGAAGUCAAGGAAACUUGUUGAUCUUCUAUUGUGUGUUAGUUCCUAAUAAGGGAUAAAUGGGAAAACACCAUGGGCCUAGUUUAAAGAAACAUUUAGCACUGUCUUUUUCUCUACUAAAUAUGGAUCUCUGACAACUGGGUGGUAUCCUGAUUUGCCUCUCUUCUGUAUUUUCCCCAGUUUUUAGGCAAGUCACAUCACCUCUCUGUGCCUCUAUUAACCCAUCUAAAAAUGGGGAUCCACAUAUCUACCUCACAGGAGUGUUGUGAGGCUUCUUAUUAAUAGAUGUUUAAAAAAUGAUAUGUAAUCUCUAAAUGAGCGAGAAAGUAUUAUAAUCAUUACUAUGAUGCUAAUUAGAGUACCUUAUAUUUAUCCUAUGGAAAGGAGAUUAUCCCUCAUCAGUAAACAGCUAAAUUUAAGUCAAUAAGAAAGAUCAAUGAAGAGUGGCCACUGGAAGCAAUAUUGUUUGUUCUGUUAUCCUCACUUUCCCUAUAUCCUCUGACUCCAGGAUUAUCAACUGUUUCCAGACGCGAAACAUAUUAGGACCUAAAAUAAUAAGAGGCAAAACACAUAGUUUUGAAAUGAUAUUUUUCUCCCUUUCUUACUCUGGUUGGACUGCAUUACAUAUAACUUUGUCAGAAGCACAAAGACAAUUUGUCAAAGCUUUUCAGUCUUUGCUCAGUUCCGUUUCAUCAGUUAAAAUUUCUCUUUCUGCGUGUACUGUACAUUAAACAGUAAAGGUAGGAGGGGAGUGGGGUGGGAUGGUUGGGUUGGGAGUGGACUGGAAGAGAAUGGAAAUUAUGUAGGUGUUUCUCAAACACUGGGUAUCACUUUCCAUUUCUUUUUUUCUGGUGGUGGGUUGGGGGCAAGGGAAGAGAUAACUAUUUUGUUAACAAAUUCUCCUUCCCUUCCAGUAGAUGUCUCCUAGGGUCAGUACAAAUAGCUGUGUUGGACGUUACUUUUAUAACUAUGUUGUAUACAGUGCUGUUUUCAUUGUAUUCCUGAAUUAAAAGGGAAGACAGUCCCUAGUGAUGUUCAUCCCUGUUUUUGACAGGAGGCCACAGCAGGAGAGCAGUACCAGAAACUGACUUUUUUUGUGGUGGGGAAAGGAGCCUGCAGUGAAGGGAUUUCUUGGAGUUUUGUCAUUAUUUAAAGAAAUUCUAAAACAGUAUAUUAUGCAUUACUCUCUAUAACUCUUCUGUUUGUGCCUCCUUGUUUUAGUGCUUUAGAGCAGCACCUAUUUUCGCUCAUUUUAUACUUGUUCUUGUUCAGAGGGAUGAUGUCGAACACUCCCUCUUAUCUGUCGUGUAGCUGAAGAUUCUCGAGAAUUGCCUCAGUAAGCAUGGCCACCCAGAGGUUCCUCUGUUGUAGCUCAGUGGGCAACUCCCGCCGCAGCUUCCAGGCAGGGUGUGUGCCUGAGCACUAAGCAAUCUUGUUCUGUCUGAUUACUGUACUUUUUUAAUAAUAAAAAUAUUUUA
Onychomys torridus (southern grasshopper mouse) is the source of this 7022-nucleotide messenger RNA. RefSeq names its product Kruppel like factor 8 (gene Klf8). The annotation marks the transcript as partial. The record is from RefSeq and is a predicted model, not a curated record. Gene Ontology annotation, biological process: regulation of transcription by RNA polymerase II. Gene Ontology annotation, molecular function: RNA polymerase II cis-regulatory region sequence-specific DNA binding; DNA-binding transcription factor activity, RNA polymerase II-specific. NCBI's taxonomy places the organism in Eukaryota, Metazoa, Chordata, Mammalia, Rodentia, Cricetidae. The transcript is spliced from 6 exons.